AUGCGCUCGCGGCAACGCGACGCGCAGCUUCUGAGGCCUGAGAAGCGCCGAGGUCGUCGGGGCAGGAGCCUGCUCGGGCGCUCCGACGCUCCGCCCCCGAGGCUCCGCCCAGGCGCGUGGGGAUGGCGGCUGCCCGCGGGUUUGGGCUGUGAGGACUCGAGCAGCUGGGCCGCCAUCCUAGGGUACCACGGGGAAGUGCUGCGGGCGCGCGCGAGCCCCCAGCGGCGGCUGGAAACCCUGGAGCGAUGGUAUCGAGAGGAGUUGCCCGCAGCCAUCGAGGGCCGGGCGGAGAAGCACGUGACACGCGACGAGCUGGAGCAGUUGCUGGCGUGGAAACUGGCGAGGGGCCGCUUUCGGCCGCGCCUGCAGCAGCUCUUGACCACCAACUCCCCGGAGCUGGUGGUGCAGCGCUCGGCCGCCGCCUUCCGUCUCCUGCCAGACGUGAACGCAGCGGUCACGGAAUUGUGCGCCCUCCGGGGCGUGGGCCCGGCUAUCACCUCGCUCCUGGCUGCCAGAGCUCUCGAGGUAGCAGCCUUCAUGUCUGAGGAGGCAGUGGCCGCAGUGCCUGGUCUGCCAGCCCUGCAGUACACCCUGAAGCACUACCUGCUCUAUCUGGGCCGGGUGCAGGAGCGUGCCACAGCCCUGAGUCAAGGUGCAAUCUCAGGGCUGUGGACUCCUCACCGUGUGGAGACAGCACUGUGGAUCUGGGCUGUAGGGCAGAAGCUAUGCCCUGACCUGCUGCCUGACCUCGGUCCCAGCCUGGCCACCCCUGAGGACACCAGGCCAGCCAAGAAGCACAGGACCCAGGCCUACUGA
Lipotes vexillifer (Yangtze River dolphin) is the source of this 816-nucleotide messenger RNA. RefSeq lists its product as uncharacterized. The record is from RefSeq and is a predicted model, not a curated record. Lineage: Eukaryota; Metazoa; Chordata; Mammalia; Artiodactyla; Lipotidae. Bases 1 to 816 code for a protein of 271 amino acids. The transcript has 6 exons.